UGUUCAUGGAUGAGAGAGGUUCGGAAGGCCCUCCUGCACUUCAUCGAGAUGCUGGGCCGGCAUGACUACUUGGCCAUGCCCCAGGGGAAUAUCAUCAUCAACUAUGUCAUCAAGCUCAGCGAGUCUGCCAGCUCUAAUGAAGAGGACAUCCAACGAAUGUGUUCUGAAAUCCUACAGAUGGUGUCCUUGCCCAAACUGAUCACCUUGGCAUGCCAGCCCAGCAACACCUUGGUCUUCGUGCUGCUGAGUAAGAUAGCCACAGACAUGGCUCUGAAGGCCCGGUCCCUGGGCCAGGUUCCCUAUCUAAGCAGCUUCCUCCUCAGCCCUACCCAGUUCAUCUCCCCACAGAAACUUCUGACCCAUCUUGUGGUGUUUGCCCUGAAGUCCUAUAGAGAAAGGGAGCUUGGGAUAAGCUCUCUAAGGCUACUACAUGCCCUGCAUCCUAUCACCUCCUUGGACCCUGUUAUCAACUCAAAUGUGGGCCAGCUGUGGAUGAAGGAGAUCCCCCAGAUGUUGCAGAUUCUGGAUGAUCACACUGAGAAGAAUCUGGAUCAGGAGGAGUGGGAGGACAGGCUGCUCCAGUUUUCAAGUCAGUCGUUAGUGGCCAUCAAUAAUGACAGCUGGCUGGAGCAACUCAUCAAGGUUGUCUUGGAGAGGAUAAAUUAUUUCAGCGAUGGUGAGGAGAAGGAUUUCCUGUAUAAAUUCUUUGGAUUUACCUUGCGGACCUCAAGGAAUAUGAAACUGGUGAAGACGAUGCUUUCCUCUAUCUUACAAAGUGUCCAUGAAGACCUGCAGGACAGGGAGGUGAGGUGGAGGAACUGA
Mustela erminea (ermine) is the source of this 822-nucleotide messenger RNA. Its product is annotated as maestro heat-like repeat-containing protein family member 1. Gene Ontology annotation, cellular component: cytoplasm. NCBI's taxonomy places the organism in Eukaryota, Metazoa, Chordata, Mammalia, Carnivora, Mustelidae. The transcript has 9 exons. The record is from RefSeq and is a predicted model, not a curated record. Bases 10 to 822 code for a protein of 270 amino acids.